This is a messenger RNA of Anopheles maculipalpis, 1206 nucleotides long. RefSeq lists its product as uncharacterized. The record is from RefSeq and is a predicted model, not a curated record. NCBI's taxonomy places the organism in Eukaryota, Metazoa, Arthropoda, Insecta, Diptera, Culicidae. The coding region runs from base 1 to 1206 and encodes 401 amino acids. The transcript is spliced from 6 exons.
AUGAUGAACGAGCGUACACCACCCAGACAAAGCAAAAGGGAACCAAUAUUAAGCACAACCUUCACCUUUACACCACGCAAUAACAAAAUGCUACUCACAACGGGUUCUAAAAAAUGCUACUGCUGGCAGCGUACAAACCAACCCGCACUGUAUCUGCUCUGGUGGUUGUGUGCUUUGCUGUGUUUUAAAUCGUCCCAUGUUUACGCCGAGGAUGCUUUAGUGCAACAGCGACAGCAUACAAGCGGAGAGACUUCCACGCCGCAAAGGAUUCUGUCGAGAAAGAGACGGUUCCUGACGUUUCCGGAGGGAAGUUCCUUUCAAGUGGUUUACGAUCAAACCAUUCCCAUGAUCGGUGUCGAGCGACUUUUCACGAUUGGUAUUACGGUGGCACUCGCCUACGAAUUACCCAGCAUCACCUUCAACCAAAUCGAACAGAUGCUAGAGGAAAACGCAGCCGACGGUAACAUCUUACCCAAGGUGGAUCAAAACGCCAACAACACUGUCCUGGUCGAUAGUAAAAGCUCCGUCACACCAGCAAGGAAAAACAUUUUUAGCUACUACUACCAAACACCACAGCAGGCAGGACAAUCGGGAGGUGUUGGAGGUCCGAUGAGCCGCAUCAAUUACUACACCGCACCCGAUCGACGUUACGAUAACUUUGAUCGAUACGGUCAACGUCUUCCCCAGUGGAAUCAGUACAUCGGAUCGAAUCGGUUUCCGCAACCACCGUACGCUGAUCCGACACGCAAUGAUUUCGGCAGCAUCGUUAACAGAUAUCUUCAAGGAUGGAUACGUCGUCACCCACCGAACUAUCCGAUAGGCAAAAAGCGCUUUUACCCAGUGUUUGGUAAGCGCAGCAUCCGCGAAGACACUUCACCACUCGAUCGGCACUUCCUCAAUCAGCACCGUGUAACGCGCCACGCGCUGUACGAGCGAAUAGAAAAGUUUCUAACAGCCAAAGGAAAACAUGGACAUCAUUGUGUGUUGCGAGCGCUGUGUGAAAGUGGUCAGCGGAGCAAUGACACUGAACCAGACACCUUUUUGAAGGAAAUUCUUCGAGCCAUAUUCAGUCUGCCGUCCACGCACGAAACACCAACCCAUCACAAGCACCGUAUCUACGAUGAAGCACACGCCCAUGCUGGAAACUGCUCGGAAACCUAUUCAUACUGUGAGGAUAGCUUUUGGUCGUCGAAUUUUGUGUUCUAA